This is a messenger RNA of Manis pentadactyla (Chinese pangolin), 2926 nucleotides long. RefSeq names its product coiled-coil domain containing 3 (gene CCDC3). The transcript has 3 exons. The record is from RefSeq and is a predicted model, not a curated record. NCBI's taxonomy places the organism in Eukaryota, Metazoa, Chordata, Mammalia, Pholidota, Manidae. Bases 179 to 1003 code for a protein of 274 amino acids. Gene Ontology annotation, cellular component: extracellular region. Gene Ontology annotation, biological process: negative regulation of gene expression.
GGGCCGGGCACGGUGAGCCUGGCGGGCUGCAAGAGCGCCGCGCCGCCGGGAGACGCGCGAGCUGCCGGGCGCGCGGGGCUGCCUCUCCCGGCCCGGCGGGACUGGCUCCCCGGCGCCGCACGCGCCCGGCUCCCCGCCAUGCGCCCAGGCUAGUGCCCCCGGGUACCGAGCCGCCGGCAUGCUGCGCCCGCUGCUGCUCGCCGCGCUCUGCCUGGCCGGCCGGCUCGCACCCGCCCGCGCCUGCCAGCUGCCCUCUGAGUGGCGCCCCCUGAGCGAGGGCUGCCGCGCCGAGCUGGCCGAGACCAUCGUAUACGCCAAGGUGUUGGCGCUGCACCGGGAGGUGCGCGGCCUCUACAACUAUCUGCCGUGGCACUACGAGGCCAGCGAGGCGGGGCUCCUCUACUCCGCCGAGGUCGAGAUGCUGUGCGACCAGGCGUGGGGCAGCAUGCUCGAGGUGCCCGCGGGCUCCAGGCUCAACCUCACGGGCCUGGGCUACUUCUCGUGUCACUCCCACGCCGUGGUCCAGGAUUACUCGUAUUUCUUCUUCCUCAGGAUGGAUGAAAAUUAUAACCUCUUGCCUCAUGGAGUAAAUUUCCAAGAUGCCAUCUUUCCAGACACUCAAGAGAACAGAAGGAUGUUUUCCAGCCUUUUCCAGUUUUCCAACUGUUCUCAAGGGCAGCAACUGGUGACAUUCCCCAGUGACUGGGAGAUCCAGGAAGACAAUAGGCUCAUGUGCUCCUCAGUGCAGAAGGCCUUGUUUGAGGAGGAGGACCACGUCAAGAAACUGCAGCAGAAGGUGGCCACUCUGGAAAAGCGGAACAAACAGCUCCGGGACCGGGUGAAGAAGGUCAAGAGGUCUUUGCGGCAGGCACGGAAGAACGGCCGCCACCUGGAGCUGGUGAACCAGAAGCUCAGCGAGAAGCUGGCAGCCGCGGCCGGUGCCAUCCCGCACAUCAAUGCCCUGGGGCAGGAGCCUGCAGGGGCCACCUACCUGCGGGGGUAGCGGGGACUGGGCAGUGGCCUCACCCAACCUGUUGGGGCACGUUGCCUCUUGCCAGGGAGUGGAAAGUGAUGCUGGGUUUGGUUGUGCAUGUAUUUCAAGAAAUCUUGUCAUUCUAUUUUUAUUCUGCAUUUGGUAGUAUGUAGUUGGUUUAAAGGGCAAGUCUUGCUAUCUCCUUGGUUGCCUGCCUCCUGCUCCUUGUUGGUGCUUGGAAGUCUGGAGGCAGUAGGAUUCUGGAGUGCCAUUUGCUUGCCUGGGGCCUGACCUCAGCUUCCAGAACAGCCUGGAAAAUGCACUUAGUGGGGAAGGACAUUUUAGACUCUCUAGAUGUACAACACAAGAGGUUCAGCCUUUAUUUCAAAAAGAGAGGCAGUGUACCCUCAGCUCUGAGCUCCGGGACAACCAUUAGUUUUGAGGAAUCAUCUCAAGCAAGUCAUGGAACUUUCUGGUGUCUCAUUUUCCAGCUCUUUGGAAGGAGGAUGGCAGCCUUGCAAAGCACCCAUGAAUGCCUGUAAGCAAACAUGUGCAGGGCAUUCCUACUCCAGCCAGCCUUUCUUCACAGCUGAGGCAUAUUAGGACAUAAUGAGCUCAUCACAGGUAAGGGAAUUGAGUGGGGCGGCAGAAGGUUAAACAAGAUGAAUUAUACUAGAUUUCCAAUACCAGCUAGAGAAUGCCCAUGGGUCACUUUAAUAUAAAAGGGAAUUGCCUUUAUGGGCCCAUCAUAUUUCAUCAAGCCACAUUCAUAAACUGGAAGAGCCUGAGCAAUAUCUCAGCCACUGCUAAAUUCUAACUUACUCUCUGUUCAGCAGUUGCUUCUAACUUCUCCAAAUUCUAGGUGAGAUGGCCCACUGUGAUGUGAACUUCUGUUCUAUAAAGACACCUCGUUACCUGUUGAGAUCAGGUAACCUGCCCUCAUUGCUAUCCAGGCUCCCAAAAGGCUUGUCCCAGGAAACUCCAGGUAGUUUCACUGUAAACAUCUUUGCCUCAGACAUUUUCAGGACAAGGCAAUUUUACUGUAAAAGAUGAAACCACACUGUCAGCCAGUAUUAUUUUAUUUCUUCAUUGACAAACUUCCCAUUUUUAUAUUACAUUAAUCUUAGCCUUCAUGAUGGGGUAUAUAUACAGUGAUAAGUAGACAUGGUGGUCUUAAAAUAGUGAAUGACAGCAACUAUGUCUAUUGACUUGACAGAAAAUAUGGUGAUAAAACUUACUGGAAGUGUGAACUCAGAGAGUGGAAAGCCCGACUGAAAACUGUACUACAUGGGAACACGAUAACUUACCAGUCACAGUGAUAACAAAGCUCGGUUGCAAAUGCAUUACAGCAUUAGCAUGUCUUCCACAUUUCCCAUAGAACUUUGGCACCUCUGUCAAUGGGCAUGUGACUGUAUUCCAAGAACGGAUGACUGUGUAGAAGGCUUCCCCAGUGCAACACAAAGCUCAGUUACAAAUAUGCAUCUUAGUGUUUGGAAAAUGGGUAUCUCUCUUAAAAUAAAAAAAGUAAAAGAGGGACUUAAAAAACAAAAUAAUAAAACAUGAAAAAAAUUAAGAUUACUUUCUUUUCUUUUAUGGCAACAUAGACUUACAGCCAAUUAAUUAUGUGGCAAAGAUGCUUAUCGUGAAAAUACCAGACAUGGUUCUGCUACCAUCAGACAUGGCUCCAGGCAUUCCAAUCUCUGCUGCCUUACGCAGACACUUUCCACCCACCAGGACUGUCCACACCCUGGGAGUAAUGUUUCCACAUCGGUCCACUUGUCAUUGUGUCAGGUCCCAUAUGUGAUCAGGGCACUUCACCCUCUUUAGAAAGAGGCCUUUAAAGGUAGUACUUCAGGUAAAAACCAGUGAUCAUUUCACCAUACCCAACACUUGAGCCCUUGACUUAGGCACCUUCGAUCAAGUCCCAGUUGUGUUAUUAAGAAGUUAGCUAAG